Microtus ochrogaster (prairie vole) is the source of this 1904-nucleotide messenger RNA. RefSeq names its product mitochondrial fission regulator 2 (gene Mtfr2). The transcript is spliced from 8 exons. The record is from RefSeq and is a predicted model, not a curated record. Gene Ontology annotation, biological process: aerobic respiration; mitochondrial fission. Lineage: Eukaryota; Metazoa; Chordata; Mammalia; Rodentia; Cricetidae. Gene Ontology annotation, cellular component: mitochondrion.
GAACAAUGUUGCCUUGAACUCGCUUCACCAAUGUCUCUCUUACUGAGCAUAUUAAGAAACAUGCUGGCAUAUUUUGGUGUUCCUGUAGACCAGGAUUUGUUGAUUUGGCAAAAUAAAGAUUAUGGGUCAGCUCGGAGUAUCAUUCGUAUGAUUGGGAGAGUGCUUCCUUUAGAACCUUGUCGAAGACCUAAUUUUGAGUUGAUCCCUCACUUGAACUCUGAGGAGUCUGAUGGUUAUGAACCUGUUGUUCCAUCUUUUGCUGAUGUUUUAUGUGUGGCAAAUGAUGAAGAAGCCGGUUAUCUCAGAUUUCGACAUGGUCUACGGAAAAAGGAGGAGGAAGGGAAAAUUGCUCUUUUCCAUUCUUCAAAACCAAUUUGGGAUCCAUUGUCACCUGCUCUAAGACAGAACAAACCAGUGAAAAGUGAUCUACCAGCAAGCGAGGCUGCAAUUAAAAAAAUAGCUGCCCUUGAGGAUGAGCUCACUUUUCUUCGGGCUCAGAUUGCUGCAAUUGUGGCAAUGCAGGAUCUUGGCUACUACUUUGCUUUAGGCUUCUGUGACCUGAGUGACGAACCCAGCAUGGAACAAACGCUGUCGCCAUCACUGACUGCUGGCCUGAGUGAGGAGCCAGAUCACUCUCCAAGUUCAGUAUUUUCUUCUCCUCCUCCUCCACCACCUCUGCCUCAGUUUUCUCUCCCGCCAUGUUUUCCCCCUGUGCAACCUGGAUCUGCUAGCAGAGAUGACCCAACACCUGCCGUGGGAAAGCAGCACUCGGGUGUUCACAAGAUGAGAGGUAGCCAUUGCUCAGAAAGCCGUGGAGUUAGUGACGUUCCAAACAUGCUGGAUGUUCUAAAGGACAUGAAUAAGGUCAAACUCCGUCCCAUUGAAAGGUCACCAGGUGGUAGACCCAUUCAGAAGAAAAGACAGAGUUUACAAUGGGAUCCAGUGUUGCUAAUAUCCAAUGCACUUAAGAAGAAGUUUGCAUUUCAGGAUGACUCCUUUGACAGCGAAAACAGAUCUUGGGAGUGUUCUCCAUUUUCUAGUCCAGAGACUUCAAGGUUUUGAUGUCACAUUUCUCCAACAGAAAAUCAGCGAUCUAAGGGAAGAACUGGUAAUAUAAAAGAAGUUAUUCAAGGUAUCAGAAGUGAAAGCUGGGCCUACACUCGGAGAGAUAGAUAGAUACAGAAAUGCUCCGUGGUGUCUUCCACUGCCUUUCAGAGAACCACAACCUCUGAUAGGGUGACUAGGCCGUGUCCUGAGACCCGCCCGUGCUCAGCCUGAGGAAGACGUUUACAGAUGCUUGUCCCUGGUUCUGGAAGUUCUGGCAGUUAGCUGGCUGUGGAGAGAGUCAGGUCUGUGUGCGUGCUACUGAAGAUGGAGUGCAUGCGACAGUGAUUUCCCUAAACAAUUAUGGCUCCCUACUGAAGUGCCCUUGUAAGUCGCUAUUGAGGGACAAGACUAAAGCCUUUUUAAACCCAGGCCCAGUCUUUGUGAGAGUCUAACCUAGCAGGCACCCCACCCCGUGUACCUGUAAAUUUAGAAAAAAGCCACAACAGGCCCAAAAACUGCCUGGCUGCCCAGAGACUUGAGGACAGCCAAUCAUGAAGCUAGACAGAUAAGUUGUUUUCAUUUUUUAUUUUAUUUUAUUUUUUUACAGUUACUGGGUGGUUUGUAAAAAGUUAUAAAAAUCCCCUCUUGACUUAGAGCCAACUAUCCCCCUACCCAAUCCAGUAAUGCCAAGGCUUGCAGUUUUUCCCUUAAAAUAACCUUUGCACUGUGAGCUCAGGACCUUUCUUCCUCAUCCGCUCUGUGGGUGUGUGGGACAAAGCAGCCCCUCCUUGUAAGCCUGGCAUGUUCAUCCACACUGGCUCUGUACGUCCAUAAGCCUGGCAUGUUCAUCCACACUG